AUGAAUGGCCCGAUUUUGAAAAUUUUCCUUUUCGGGGUGCUUUGCCAAUGUGCACUAUUAUUCUCAAGGGGAGAGACUCACCAGCCUGGCGACUUGAAUAUAGACCUAUCGUACGAUGAUAAAAAGCAAAAAGCGUUUAAGUUGCAGUUAAAAGGGGAGACGGCAUCCGUGGACACCCCAUUAAUUAUUCUCCAACCAACGGAGGAUGUUCCGCCAGGCGAAUUGUAUAACAAAUAUUUGGAUGAAGUGGAUGACCCCUCAAACAUUUCUGCGACGGACGUUUUACGCAACCUAGUGGACUCCUUCGAACCGAUAGAACAGAAAAGGUUCUUAGAUAGGGUAAAGCACAAAAAAUAA
Messenger RNA from Plasmodium coatneyi, 357 nucleotides. RefSeq lists its product as uncharacterized. NCBI's taxonomy places the organism in Eukaryota, Apicomplexa, Aconoidasida, Haemosporida, Plasmodiidae. The coding region runs from base 1 to 357 and encodes 118 amino acids. The transcript is spliced from 5 exons. The record is from RefSeq and is a predicted model, not a curated record.